AUGGCUGAAGAGUCGCUGGAUAGUUUGUUUCUCCUUCUCACAGAAAAGUCUGGAGGCGUAGAGUCCCUUUUGGAAGGGUUUUUCUCAUUCUUGAGGAGGAGAACAGACUUUUAUAAACCCCCAAAUCAGGGAGGUUUUGAAGCUUCUCUGGAUCAUUGCGUUAAUUUGGUGUCCAAGUACUGCAGGAAAGCCGGAAACGAGUAUAGGGAAUUGAUGAAUAAGCAAGCGGCUGCACAGACAAGUGUGGUAAAGGAAACGCCAGCAAGUAGUAUUUCUAAGGUUCCACGUAUUGAGGAGAUACAUCCUGAUCCACCAGUUGUCAAGGCUGUUACUCCAUCGGCACCUGUUACAUCCUCAUCAGAUACUCCAGAAGAGGAUGAUGGUGAAGAAGAGGUGCCUCCGCCAGGAAAUGGUGGAUCCACCGACAAGUAUGACUGGACCCAGACUUUGGGUGCCCUGGAAGUGCUGGUGCCAGUUCCAGCCGGAACUCCAAGCAAAUUAGUUUCUGUAAAAAUAACCACAAACACACUUCAUGUUACUCUUAAUAAGGAGCCUCUAUUUGGAGGGGAACUUCAUGAUGCUGUAAAGAGCGAUGAAUGCCUAUGGGCACUUGUGGAUGGCCGUGUUAUCCAAAUCUCACUAGAAAAACGUAAUGGAAUGCAGUGGUGGCCCUGUGUGAUAAAGGGGGACCAAGAAAUAGAUGUUAAAAAGAUUGUGCCAGAAAACUCAAAAUUGAGUGAUUUGGACCCAGAAACAAGGGCUACUGUCGAACGUAUGAUGUUUGACCAGAGACAAAAGGCUGCAGGAUUACCUACCAGCUCUCAGCAGUCACAAUUUGAAGCCUUGGAAAAGUUUAAAAAGGCGCAUCCGGAGUUGGAUUUUUCCAAAGCAAACAUUUCAUAUAAUUGA
Molecule: messenger RNA, 909 nt
Organism: Theileria equi strain WA
Lineage: Eukaryota; Apicomplexa; Aconoidasida; Piroplasmida; Theileriidae
Exons: 3
Coding region: 1-909 (302 amino acids)
Biological process (GO): protein folding
Cellular component (GO): cytoplasm
Source: RefSeq, a predicted model, not a curated record